GCCAGGGCACCACAGCCCAGGACAGGGUUGGGUAAAGGGCAUCUCACACCCAGCAAGAGCCCUGGGCCAGGGCCAGCUCUCCCGUGGGAGGAGAUCACCCCUGGCCAUGGCAGGGGAAGGGCUUGUGCCUGCUUGCACUCGCCACAGGAGGCUGGUGGAGAGAGAAGCUUCUCUGAAGCGCUGAGCAGCCAUGGAGAAGAUGCAGCAGAUCGUGGGGCGGGCCAGGGCCGCCUUCAGGUCGGGCCGGAGCCGCCCGCUGGAGUUCAGGAUCCAGCAGCUGAAGGCCCUGGAGAGGAUGGUGAAGGAGAAGGAGAAGGAGAUCAUGGCAGCCCUCAAGGCCGACCUGAACAAGAGUGGGCCCAAUGCCUACACCCAAGAGAUCCUGGGCGUGCUGAGUGAGCUGGCCCUCACCAUGGAGAAGCUGCCGUCCUGGGCAGCCCCUCAUCCUGUCAAAAAGGACCUGCUGACCCUGAGGGACGAGGCCUACAUCGGCUACGAGCCCCUGGGCGUGGUGCUGGUCAUCGGGGCCUGGAACUACCCCUUUGCACUGGUGAUGCAGCCCCUGAUCGGGGCCAUCGCAGCAGGCAAUGCCGUGGUGGUGAAGCCGUCGGAGGUCAGCGAGAACACGGCUCGGCUGGUGGCUGAGCUCCUGCCACGGUACCUGGACAAGGAUCUGUACACUGUGGUCACUGGAGGAGUUCCUGAGACAACCGAGCUGCUGACCCAGAGAUUUGAUCACAUCCUCUACACGGGCAACACUGCAGUGGGCAAAAUUGUGAUGGCAGCAGCUGCCAAGCACCUGACCCCUGUCACGCUGGAGCUGGGGGGGAAGAGCCCCUGCUACAUCGACAAGGACUGUGACCUGGCUGUCGCCUGCAGGUCAGGUUCUUGCACCCUCAAUGGGCCUCUCUGA
Messenger RNA from Passer montanus (Eurasian tree sparrow), 913 nucleotides. RefSeq names its product aldehyde dehydrogenase family 3 member A2-like. Gene Ontology annotation, molecular function: aldehyde dehydrogenase (NAD+) activity. Gene Ontology annotation, biological process: aldehyde metabolic process. Gene Ontology annotation, cellular component: cytoplasm. The coding region runs from base 191 to 913 and encodes 240 amino acids. The transcript is spliced from 6 exons. NCBI's taxonomy places the organism in Eukaryota, Metazoa, Chordata, Aves, Passeriformes, Passeridae. The record is from RefSeq and is a predicted model, not a curated record.